This is a messenger RNA of Micropterus dolomieu (smallmouth bass), 1643 nucleotides long. Its product is annotated as chymotrypsinogen B-like. NCBI's taxonomy places the organism in Eukaryota, Metazoa, Chordata, Actinopteri, Centrarchiformes, Centrarchidae. The coding region runs from base 569 to 1462 and encodes 297 amino acids. The transcript has 6 exons. Gene Ontology annotation, biological process: proteolysis. Gene Ontology annotation, molecular function: serine-type endopeptidase activity. The record is from RefSeq and is a predicted model, not a curated record.
CUCCUGUUGCAGAAACGCUUUCCAGGAAAUCACUAUCUGACCAAGACAACGCUAUCAGUGAAGGCAUGGACAUGCAAGCGCACGUGAUAUAUAGCAAUUUAUGUGUCAGCGACAUCAAGCUGAAAGAGAGCAGAGACAGGAAAAGACACUGAGCUCAGAGCAUAGCAGAAUACUGGAACCAUCUGGUUGAACUUUCGCAGAACUUUCAGAGCUUGAAAAUCAUCAUUCCUACCUCACUGCGCACAGAGAUGUUAUCCAGGAUGCAUGCAGAGAGCACGAGACAUCCUGUUUUGUCCAGGGAUGAACAAGCAGAUUAAGGAGAUGGUUAGAAAGUACCACACGAGUCCCGAGCACAGACCUGAGAGGCAUGUAAACCCGGAGUUAAAAUCUUGUAGGCUUUGUGUACAUACCUGGCCAAUGAAAGUGAUUCUGAUUCCAAAAAGUAGGCACAGCAGCAGGCUCGGGGCCUUACAAAGUGUUAAUUUGUUUUGUUGGUGAAGAAGGGCGUGUGCGGCAUGUCAAGGCGGUUUAUCCACUUAUGACAAGACAUUGUUGGUAGAAUCGCACCAUGGAAGUCAAAGUGUUGGUUUGUGGCAUCGUGCUCGUGGUUUUAGCGGUUACAGGAAGCAACGCACAGUUAGAUGAUUGUGGCACUGCGCCGCUCAACGCCAGGAUCGUAGGAGGGGCGGAUGCUGUUCCAGGGUCGUGGCCCUGGCAGGUCAGUCUGCAGACCAAUGGACUGCAUUUCUGUGGAGGCUCCCUGAUCAACAACCAGUGGAUCCUGACUGCUGCUCACUGUUUCAACAUCCCCACUCCCAAUCUCAUCGUUUACCUCGGCCGUGACACCCUGAACUUGUUGACUCCAAACGGAAAGUCCUGGACUGUGUCCCAGAUCGUCAAGCAUCCAAACUAUGAUAAAGAGACGUUCAACAACGACAUAGCCUUGCUGAAGCUGUCCUCUCCUGUUACGUUCACUGACUACAUCAGACCCGUGUGUUUAGCGGCGGACGGCAGCGCCUUUAACAAUGGGACGACCUGCUGGGUCACCGGAUGGGGAAACAUCAAAACUGAGACUCUACUUUCUUCCCCAGGGAGGCUGCAGGAGGUGAGUCUUCCCAUCGUGUCCAACAGUGAUUGUAACUCUUCCUACGGUUUCAUCACAAACAACAUGAUCUGUGCCGGUCUAACCCAGGGGGGACAGGGCACCUGUUUUGGGGAUUCAGGCGGCCCGUUGGUGACUAAAAACGGCUUUGUCUGGGUCCAGGCUGGAAUCGUGAGUUUUGUAGCACAAGAAGGCUGUGCCCUGCCUAAUGUCCCCGAAGGCUUCACCCGAGUGUCCCAGUAUCAGUUCUGGAUCAACAGCCAGAUCAGCAUCUCUGGAGCCGCUCACCUGGUUCCCCUCUCGGUUCCUCUGCUGCUGUCCAUCGUCCCUGUUCUCUUCUCCUUGUCUGUCCUUUCAUAGAAAAUUUAUUUAAUACACCAGGAUUUAAAAUCUGUGUCUCUAUGUCUCGUGGUCACAUAUGUUUUGCCUUUUAAGACUCAUUUAUCUUAAAACAAGCAACAAAAUCUGCUCCUUGAGUCAAAUAUUUUCACCCGUUUUUACCGUUCAGCUUCUCGUGUUUUGCAGAAAAGAGACGACAGAA